AUGGCCUCCCCCGAGGGAACCACUUGGGUCUUCGACUGUCCCCUCAUGGACGACCUCGCGGUGGCCGCCGACUUCGCGGCAGCCCCCGCGGGGGGAUUUUUCUGGGCGGCGCCACCGUCGCUGCAGCCGCAGGUGGUGCAGGCGCCGGUGCAGUCUGUCGUUGCCGCGUCCGCUCCCAACCCAUGUGUGGAAAUCAGUAGCUCUGUGGACUGUGGUCAGGGAAAAGAACAGCCAACAAAUAAACGUCCUAGGUCAGAAAGUACUGCAGAACCAAGCACAAAAGCAUCCAGGGAGAAGAUUAGAAGGGACAAGCUGAACGAGAGAUUCCUGGAAUUGGGUGCCAUUUUGGAGCCAGGGAAAACUCCUAAAAUGGACAAAUCAGCUAUAUUAAAUGAUGCUAUUCGUGUAGUAGGUGAAUUGCGUAGCGAAGCAAAAAAGCUCAAGGAUUCAAAUGAGAGUCUCCAAGAGAAGAUUAAAGAGCUGAAGGCUGAGAAGAAUGAGCUGCGAGACGAGAAGCAAAGGCUGAAGGCCGAGAAGGAGAGCCUGGAGCAGCAGAUCAAGUUUCUGAAUGCCCGCCCAAGCCUGGUACCACACCACCCGGUGAUCCCAGCCUCUGCCUUUGCAGCUCCUCAGGGGCCGGCAGCGGCCGGGCACAAGCUGAUGAUGCCUGUGAUUGGCUACCCUGGAUUCCCGAUGUGGCAGUUCAUGCCGCCUUCGAAUGUUGACACCUCUGAUGACCCCAAGUCUUGCCCUCCUGUGGCGUAA
Molecule: messenger RNA, 765 nt
Organism: Miscanthus lutarioriparius
Lineage: Eukaryota; Viridiplantae; Streptophyta; Magnoliopsida; Poales; Poaceae
Source: the annotation of a GenBank genome assembly